Messenger RNA from Rhipicephalus microplus (southern cattle tick), 2417 nucleotides. RefSeq names its product tubulin polymerization-promoting protein ringmaker (gene ringer). Gene Ontology annotation, biological process: microtubule bundle formation; microtubule polymerization; positive regulation of protein polymerization. Lineage: Eukaryota; Metazoa; Arthropoda; Arachnida; Ixodida; Ixodidae. Gene Ontology annotation, molecular function: tubulin binding. The record is from RefSeq and is a predicted model, not a curated record. Gene Ontology annotation, cellular component: microtubule.
GGCGCGCCGCGUGUAGUUCACUGUCCAAACGCCAGGUCUUCUAGCGAGCAUCCACAACCGCUGUUGAACAGCGCUUGUGCGUGGAGACAAAAGAGACCCGCGGGGAGCCUCGCACACGCGUUACGAGUCUUGGACGCGGCCAGUGCGCACCUGGGUCACAUCGCCGUCGGAAGCGGCCACAGAGAAAGCGGAACCUCGGUGGUCGCCGACGCACGCGAACGACGAUGAGCAAGGUGCGCAAGGGCGAUGCGGCGCUGGCGCCCAGGCGAGAUUCGAGGCGCAUGCAAGUGCUCAUGGUUGAGGACUUCGACGUGGCGCCGUCGUCCGUCGAAGAGGACGCACCUCGGCGUCGGGAGGUGGACAACGGUGGCGUGGUCGUCGCCUCGGACUCCGACGUCGAGGAAAACUGCUCGGAUGCGGGCGACGAGCGGCCGUGCAGGUCAACAGUCGCCGUUGACGAGAUCCACUGGCCACUGGGCGUGCUACAGGAGCAAUUCCACAUCCUCCAAGACCGCAUUGUGGAUGAAGUUCGAAGGGUGAUGAGGGAGGAGUUCUACGAAAUGCGCAUGUCCAUGGCGACGCCGCCGGAAUCUCCCGCGCCGGGCUCGCCGGUGCCGCCGACGUCGUUCGAUGGCCAGUUCAAGGCGUUCGCGAAGUUCGGCGACAGCAAGAGCACGGGCGACGCCAUCACGCUCUCGAACAGCGACAAGUGGUUCAAGCAGGCCAAGGUCAUCGACGGCAAGAAGAUCACCACCACCGACACCGGCAUCUACUUCAAGCAGGUCGCAAAGACGAAGAAGGCGCUGAACCUGAAAGAGUACCAGCAGUUCCUGGAGGUGAUAGCGAAAAACAAGAAGGUCGAGGUGGAAGAGAUCAAGGACAAGCUGAGCACGUGCGGCCCGCCUGCCACCACGCGCACCACGCCAGUGGCCACGGGUGGAGCUGUGGCUCGGCUAACGGACCACACCAAGUACACGGGUACCCACAAGCAACGCUUCGACGAGACAGGCAAGGGUCGGGGCAAGGAGGGUCGCCAGGACGUUCCCGCAGACUCCGGCUACGUGAGCGGCUACAAGGACGAGGGCAACUACAACAAGACCCAUUGAAGGUACUCGCCGCGCUCGCGGGCCUAUCCGGAAGCGCGGACACCAACCAGCCACGGGGCGCCCAGGGCAGCGAAUGAGCAGCGCGUCGUGGAGUCCCGCUGCUGCAUCCCACAGACGAGCCUGCAGGAGGCGACAUUGCAUCACGCGCGACCUGCUUGCGGAACACGAUGCCUCCACUUAAAACUUUUUUUUUUCGUUUUGGGAACUGUGAUUCACGCUUAUUAGGCCUCAGCAGCCGCUUGGUGCAGGGAUUCGCAUAUAGCCGCUCACGGCACGCAUCGGCUUGUACCUUUAGAAACGAACGCCUUCCCCGUAAAAGUGAUCGAAAGGCAUGGUUUCUGAAGGGUGGUUCAUACGACGCUGUAAAGUCCCCCUGGUAUGACAAAUGUUAGAAAAUAUGGAACAGAAAACGCUGUAGGAAAUGUCGCAUCAUUAUGUACCAUACUUAAGCCUUAGUCAUACUAUGCCCUUUGAAGCUUCUUCUGAUCAGAAGCUAAGCAGAAAAAAAGGAAAAGUAUAACUUUCGAGAGUGCUGCAGCUAUACUGUAUGAAGCAGAAAUGGACAAACUUCGGCGUUAAAUUUCGUUCGUCCGCAUGAGUGUUUUCUUCCUCGAGGUUGGAAUGGGAGUCACUGCCCCGCAUGUACUCGGUGUGUUGCAGCCGUUUAUCCCGAUCACGGAAGCCUGCCAAUGUUUGCUAGCUGCGGUUUCACUUUCUUGAACGCCAAAGAUUCAGUUCACGGAAGUUGGUGAGGAUACAAUUUGGAACUGGCGAAUGGAAAGCAGAGAUUAUAAGCUUGGUAAUCUAAAUGAGGGAAGUACACUUGAAUUGUUUCACCAUCAUCUUUUUGCAAUAUUGCACUGGCCGGAUUUCUUGUUUAGUGUGCGCCUGAAAAAAAAAGCAUCAAUCUCUCGAGUUGCCAAACUAAGAAGUCUCCCAAAUGCCAUCGGCCAAACAAAAAAGGAUGCAAUGGCCUAUAGGGCCCAUAGGUAACGUGCUUUCAUACUAAACUACCCAUAGCCUCAUGUUCAGAAAGUGGAAGCGUAGCGUUUGAAAACACCCUCUCAUUUGUUCACAGCUAUAUACAGGUAUGCAUACCGUGUCAACGCUUCUCUCUGCAGGAGGAUAUAUGACCGGAUAGUGUCAUUUUUCUGUACAUCAAAUUAUGGCUUACAUGUUGGCGCCACACAAGAUUUUUAUAUACGAAGUUCUUACAGCUGACUUACACCCCUGUUCUGUGUUUAUUCAAGCUGUGUACUUUUCAUUGUUGUCACUGUAGUGUUCAAUAAAAAGUGAAGCGUAUCGUGCAUU